Messenger RNA from Mercurialis annua (annual mercury), 2489 nucleotides. RefSeq lists its product as uncharacterized. Lineage: Eukaryota; Viridiplantae; Streptophyta; Magnoliopsida; Malpighiales; Euphorbiaceae. Gene Ontology annotation, cellular component: cytoplasm. Gene Ontology annotation, biological process: tRNA dihydrouridine synthesis. The record is from RefSeq and is a predicted model, not a curated record. The transcript is spliced from 9 exons. Bases 1284 to 2135 code for a protein of 283 amino acids. Gene Ontology annotation, molecular function: tRNA dihydrouridine synthase activity; flavin adenine dinucleotide binding.
ACUGUUUUAUUUACAAGCAAUGCUAGAACUAGUAAAUUGACCUGGUCAUUAGCUGUUUAGCUGCUCUUAAUUUACAUAAUUAGUGCUAAGAGGUUCUUCAAUCUUUAGAGCUGUUGAUUCUUAGCUUUGCAAUUUGAAAGUAAAUGAGUUCGUAGAAGUAAGGAAAUUAGGGAUUUAGAGUUUUUAAAUGACAUUGUUUUUUUAAGGUGUUGAAUGGAAGUGAAGUGAUUGAUUUUGUGAGUGAAUUCAGAACGAUCUGGCUCUAUUUUAUGUUAUCACAGCUGAAGUGGUCCUUCAGCAAGGCAAAUCUUCGAUUUAAGAUAAAUUUUCCGUGACGAGCUGCAUGUACUGUUAACUGUUUUGAAAUAUUAGUUGGCACUGACAGUAAAGCACAAGAGAAUGGAAAGAAAUCAGGGAUGUUAGUUGCUUAAUUCAAUUAUAAAAGUACUCUAAAGGCCUUCCAAAGUACUCUAGAUUUUUCAAUCAUUUAUGGAACAGUGAAUUCAGCUUUUUGCAACAUUGAUUAACUAAAAUUCUUAUUUUUGACAUACCGAGAAUGUGCAGUGUACUGGUGUAGAUUAUUAUCGUUAGCAUGAAACUCUUUUAUGGACUUUAAUAUGAUGAAUGACUGAGGCAAACAUUGUGAGGAGGUAGGCAAUUGAGUUAACUAAGUAAGAACUUAUUAGUUUUAGGCUUUUAGCAAUUCAUGCUUGUAUAAAGCUCUUAUUCUUUUACUGAAGUGCUUCCGAAAAUCUUGGUUUUUUUUUCUGACUUUUGUGAUUAAUUUUUGUCCCAAUGCCAUGGGCCUGCUGUUAAUUGUUAUUGAAUUAAUGCUCAAUGCAAUCCGAAAGUACAGCAUGGUUAACAAUUCUAGCUAUUUAUUAAGUGUUCAAUUAAGAUUUAGUAUUUGUAACCAAAUGAACUCCAUUAUCAUCUUGUACAAAUCACUAUCGGUUGUAAUGGCAAUGUUGUUUUGAUGAUGCUACAUCCGCAAGGUCUACUUUAUUUCCUCAUUGUGUGUCCAUCUCUUCUCUGUCAUGUCUCCUUAGCUCUUACCGGCUACCGGCAUUGCACUUCAUUCCUACGUCAGGAGUUGCUAUGGAGGAAAGAAAUUCGUAUAAGACAACAAGGAGGCACUAUGGACCUUGGGGAUAUAGUUGUUGACACAUUGUUUCAAGAACAAUAUCUUGGGAGGACAUUGGCGCUUAGUUUACCAGCUUCACACGGUGCAAACAUUUCUUUCAAGGAGGGAUCAUUGAUCUUGAACUGUUGAAUGCAAGCACAUGCACGAUGAAUACAUCGGGUGCACUGAUUUUGUCGAGAAAGGAACAGAAAAUGUUGUUUUCCGAACAUGUUAUGAAGAAAGACAUCGGGUUGUAUUCCAAAUGGGCACUUCUGAUGCAGUGAGGGCUCUAACUGCUGCUCAAUUAGUGUGUAAAGAUGUUGCUGCUAUAGAUAUCAAUAUGGGCUGCCCUAAGUCAUUUUCUAUUAGUGGGGGCAUGGGUGCUGCACUUUUGUCUAAACCAGAGCUCAUUCAUGAUAUUUUGACAACACUAAAGAGGAACUUGAACUCUCCAGUCACAUGUAAAAUCCGACUUUUGAAGUCUCCACAAGAUACAGUUGAAUUGGCAAGGCGAAUUGAAAAAACUGGUGUUUCUGCUUUAGCUGUUCAUGGAAGAAAAGUUGCCGAUAGGCCAAGGGAUCCAGCUAAGUGGAAUGAGAUUGCUGACGUUGUAUCAGCAUUGUCUAUUCCAGUAAUUGCAAAUGGAGAUGUCUUUGAUUAUGGUGAUUUUGAACAAAUAAAAUCUGCAACAGGUGCUUCAUCAGUAAUGGUUGCAAGAGGAGCUCUUUGGAAUGCUUCCAUUUUCUCUCCUGAAGGCAAAUUGCAUUGGGAAGACGUCAAAAGAGAGUAUGUUAGAAAGAGUAUCCUAUGGGAUAAUGAUAUGAAAAGCACAAAGUACACAUUGAAGGAAAUGAUAGGCCAUUAUACUUCGCUUGAACAGGCAGAGGGAAAGGGCUUGACCAAAUCAGAAACUCUGGCAGAUUUAGCGAAAUUUUACGGCGAGGAAAGAUACUAUUGGUUUGUCGAUGAAAGUCGGUUCUCAGGCAACGAAAGCAUAGAGAAAUUCUUAUAAUAUGGAAUAAGUUUGUGUUGCAUUGAAGGAGAUAUUUAUACCUGUACACCUGAUAUACACUCGAUUUUGAAGCUGUGAUGUUAUAUGCUUAGUCAAGUUCCGCCAUAUGUUUUAGCAUAUAUGAUAUCUUUUCAUCUCAUCCAGAACAUAGAGAACAUACAAGUGUGGGAGUGUGCAUCGGCUGGUUCUAGAAACAUGACGACCAAUUUGGUUUUUAAAGAAAAAAAACUGGAAAAGUUUGGUUUGUUUCAGUUCGGUUAAACUGAAUUCUAAGGUUGACAUUUUUUAAUGCUGAUGCGUGCAUUAUAAUAUACAAUGUUUUAAUGAAAAAAUGCCGAUGUGCAUGUUAAAAUA